UUGAACUUGAAGCAACACAGAAGUUUAUGUGCGAAGUUUAAAUUUAAGUAAUUCGUUACUUUUGACGCUUGAUGAAUAUUUACAAGCGACGUAAAUCCUAUUGUCAUUACAUCAAUAAUUUCUUGCCAAGAUAAUACAUAUAUAUCAUUUGAGGUUAAAUACAACACAUGGUUAAUACAAGGACGAAAGAUUCGGUUUUUCUACUUUAUCUACUACGUAGAUUACGUAGAAGUAGAUAAGUACUAGUGGUUUUCCUUACGUCAUCGAGUUAAAACCAACUAACUUAACCUGUCAUGUUGCGAGCGAGUGUCGCGCAGUACGGAACGAGAACAAUGACUACUUUUCGUCUGGCGUUGGUGCAGCUGGCCGUUGGCGAUGACAAGGCAACGAAUGUCUCGCGAGCCGUUUCUUUCAUCGAGCGUGCGAAACAGGAGCGAGCCGACAUCGUCACGCUGCCCGAGUGUUUCAACUCGCCGUAUGGAACGUGUAAAUAAAAAGAGCAUAAAUACUUUUAACACGUACUUAUCUCUUCAUAAAAAUUACACGCUCUAUAUCCUCGAGAGUCGAGCCCACAUAUAAUAUUCGGAUCUGUCGGAUCCGAAUAUUAUACGAACAUUAUUACCUAUUAUUAUCUGGUAGGAUCAGAAGGAAAGCUUUAAUAAUUUCUAAAAUUCAGUUUUGAAAUAAGGCUGUUGCCGUUACUAAUCGAGAUGCCGAGAUGCGAAUAUAAUACGCAUCCGCAGGAGAGUAAAUGUUUCGUCCUCAGCAUAUAUCUCUUAUUAAGUA
Molecule: messenger RNA, 786 nt
Organism: Temnothorax curvispinosus
Lineage: Eukaryota; Metazoa; Arthropoda; Insecta; Hymenoptera; Formicidae
Product: omega-amidase NIT2-like
Exons: 2
Coding region: 294-494 (66 amino acids)
Biological process (GO): oxaloacetate metabolic process; L-glutamine metabolic process
Cellular component (GO): mitochondrion
Molecular function (GO): omega-amidase activity
Source: RefSeq, a predicted model, not a curated record